Molecule: messenger RNA, 1210 nt
Organism: Xiphophorus maculatus (southern platyfish)
Lineage: Eukaryota; Metazoa; Chordata; Actinopteri; Cyprinodontiformes; Poeciliidae
Product: complement C1q-like protein 2
Exons: 3
Coding region: 56-751 (231 amino acids)
Molecular function (GO): protein binding
Source: RefSeq, a predicted model, not a curated record
AGCAGCAAACAGGAUCAAGUCAAUUAGAAUAAUAGAGACAGCAUACAGAACCAGGAUGACUUUCAGUGUGUGGUUGUUAGUGUGUUUCUGUGGUUUAACUUUGGGCCAGGAAGGUUUACCUCAAACAGAAGUCGCUUCUGAAAUCGGGUCAUGCUUUCCUGAUAUGUGUAAGUUCCUCAAAGAGUUUGGAGCCAUGAAAGCUAAACUAGAAACUGUGGAAACAAAUCUGAAAGAGAAAAGUGAAGCCUUGCAAACAAAUCUGAAAGAGAAAAGUGAAGCCUUGGAAACAAAGCUGAAAGAGACCGAAAGCCAGAUUCUGGUGCUUAAAGAGAAAGAAGCUAAACCACUCAAGGUGGCUUUCAGUGUUGGUUUGCCAGGGGAUACAGCAAUUGGACCUGUCAACUUACUCACAACCUUAGUCUACAAAAGAGUAAUAACAAAUGUGGGCAAUGCCUACAACCAGCUCACAGGUAUCUUUGUUGCACCUGUUAGAGGCAUGUACUACUUCUCCUUCUUCUAUCAUGCUGGUGGAUAUCAGCCUGUGAAUCUCUUCCUCAUGAAGAACAAUGAAUAUAUUCUGGCGAGCUCUGAUCACAUGACUCUGUUUGACGGGGCUGAUAAUGGAGGCAAUGCUGCCUUCUUGGAGCUGCAGCAGGGAGACCAGGUCUACGUCCAGCUGAAGGCAAACACACAUGUUUGGGGAAACAGCUACACAACUACUUUUAGUGGCUUUCUUCUGUACCAAAUCUGAAAUAAGAUUGAUGUGAUCAUUUGAAUGACUUGAACCUACUAACCAGACAGUGUGCCAAUGCCAUGGUUAAUGUUCUCGAAUUAUAAUUAAAUUGAAUGAAAAUGAUCCAUCCAACAGAACUUGCUUUCACAUAACAUGAACGUCACCCUGGAACAUCAGUGAAGGCCUUACUUUGAAGAAAAAAGCCUUGCUAACAAAAAUAUCAGAGGUAUAAAUGCCAAGAAAAAUAAAAUAUGUAUAUAGAUACAUGCAAAAAGCCAUCCAGAAAAGCAAUAAAAGGUUUGAAUUUAUGUAAUUCAGGAUUUUUCCAGAAUUAUUAUUUUUUUAAUAAAAUCUGAGGGAACAUUAUGGUUUUAUGGUGUUUUAAUGUGUGUAUAAAUGGAUUUAAGUUUGUUGAUGAAGCUUGAAUUGACAUGAACAGUAAUUACAGUCAGUCAAUAAAUAAAAAUAUGCAUUCCA